Molecule: messenger RNA, 2314 nt
Organism: Patella vulgata (common limpet)
Lineage: Eukaryota; Metazoa; Mollusca; Gastropoda; Patellidae
Exons: 2
Coding region: 29-1156 (375 amino acids)
Source: RefSeq, a predicted model, not a curated record
GGCUAAUUUGGAUGGUUUAAAGCAGGAUAUGCUUAAAAUCCAUAAUGAUUCUCGUGCAGAAUUUUUCAAAAUCUUGGAAAAUUCUUUGAAGAAUUUGCGACAACCUGAAGUCGUCAUCAAUUCUAACAGGAAACGGGAUUCAACAAGGCGAGAAACGGAAAUUUCCGAUUCUGAUGAAGACAUUCCCUUAACUCAACGAACGUUCAAAAAACGUAAACUUGAUACUCCUGAUAAGGAUGUAAGCGAACAAAUUGACGACUUACUAGCCGAUGAUCGAAAUAAAGAAGCAUUAAUUGGUGACAAUUCGCCUAAAACUGCCUCUACUAGUACUACUGGUGACAAUGACGUGAAUGUUGUUGAUUUCGGCAUCGGAGAGGUCCUGGACUCACUCGAACAAGAUUAUUCUAUAGUCGAUAAAGUGGGGAAUAACAUUAACCCAAAGGUUGCCUCCAUUGUGAAACAAAUUUUUUCAAGCAAAUUACCAGAUGAAAAAUUACUGGAAUUACUUAACAAAACCACAAGGCCUGGAAAUGUUGACAUUUACCUACAGUCUGUGAAUGCUGAAAUUUGGGGUAGCAGUAUUAAAGGUUACACCCGUUCUAAAGAUAUUAAAUAUCAAAAACUUGGAGAACUAAUUCUAAAAAGUUCCUAUACUAUGAUGUCACUUGUGGAUAAGUUAUUGGAAACUAAAAAGGAGUUACCAGUCAAUAAGGAUUUGUUAACUGUGGAACUUAAGUUGGCAAUGGAUUGUAUGUCCUUAUUAGGACACACUGUACAAACUCUGAACCAGAGCCGUAGAGACUCAAUAAAAUUUGAUAUUAAUCCAACUUACAAACCAAUUUGUAAUCAGUCACAGAACUUGGAUACCGGAUCAAGUAAAUUUCUGUUCGGGGAUGAUAUCUGCAAAAAACUUAAGGAGUUAAAAGAGGCUGCACAAAUUGGCUCAAAUGUGACAUCGUCAAAGAAUUACUCGCAGGGUUAUGGUGUGAAAGGCAAUUCAAGAUAUUCCAAUAAUAAUUAUAAAGGGAAAUCUUUUUUGUAUCAAGGCAAUUAUCGUUACAAGAAGCCUCCGGCCCACCAGUACCAAUACAACAAAAAGAUGUAUCAAAAUCAAAAGACCAGUUGGAAGAAGACUUCUCAGUCAGACAAGAAAUAGAUUAUGAUCUGUAUAGAUACGAUUUUAACUCAUCCAACGAGAAGAGUUCAAGAAUUGCCGAAAAAGAUGAGAUUGUUAGCAGUGCUGGUAUCCGGCCAAGUUGUUCGACAGGAGGUUUUUCUGAACGAGCUAAAGAAAUCUUGUUGUCUUCCUGGACAGAGUCAACCAAGUCCCAAUACACGACGUAUAUUAAACGAUGGUUUAGGUAUUCAGAUGAAGAACAUUUGGAUCCCUUUUGUCCUCCUGUAGAGGCUGUUAUUAAUUUUUUAACUUCGUUAUUUCAAGAUGGACUGAAGUACAGCGCCAUUAACUCGGCACGAAGUGCGUUGUCAACUUUUAUUUUUGUGGACAAAAAACCUGUUGGAUCUUUGCCCAUUGUGUGUAGGUUCCUUAGAGGUGUAUAUAAGCUGCGACCAGCUUUACCUAGAAAUAAUGUCACGUGGGAUCCUAAUUUAGUGUUACGUUAUCUACGCAAGCUUUCACCUGUGAGAAAACUUUCUUUAAAGUUGUUAACUUUUAAGCUUCUAGCUUUAUUCGCUCUGCUUUCGGGUCAGCGUAUUCAAUCGUUUCAUCAGCUGGAUGUGCGGAACAUUACUGUAAGUCAGAAUUCACUUAAGUUUAGAUUCGGAGAUCUUCUUAAACAAAGUCGACCAACUUUUCAUCAGAGUGAAAUUACAAUUCAAAGUUACGCCCCUGAUCGGCGAUUGUGUAUCACUACAGUUUAUACAGAAUAUAUCAAGAGAACUGUGAAUUUACGUGGUAGUGAGAACAAACUUUUCUUAAGUUUUGUGAGACCAUUUAAGCCGGUUACCAAAGAUACGAUUUCUAGGUGGCUUAAAACUGUGUUAAUUUCUUCAGGAGUGGAUACAUCAAUAUUUACUCCUUACUCAUUCAGAGCAGCUUCUACCUCAUCAGCUAGCAGAAAUAGCGUUUCGAUUAGCAGUAUUUUGCAAACUGCUGGAUGGACCCAGGAAUCUACUUUCAGGAAAUAUUACAAUAAGCCUGUUAAUGAUAGUGGUGUUUUUGGUAGAACAAUUCUUGAUAAUUUAUUAGGAGAUUCCUAAUUGGCAGACUUUUAUUAUUUCAUUGAGUUUGUGUUGAGAUCUUGUAUUGAUUUUAACAUAGUAUAUGUUUAAAUUAAAGUUUGAAUUUGUAAAA